This is a messenger RNA of Myotis daubentonii (Daubenton's bat), 4908 nucleotides long. RefSeq names its product enhancer of mRNA decapping 3 (gene EDC3). The record is from RefSeq and is a predicted model, not a curated record. Gene Ontology annotation, biological process: deadenylation-independent decapping of nuclear-transcribed mRNA; P-body assembly. Lineage: Eukaryota; Metazoa; Chordata; Mammalia; Chiroptera; Vespertilionidae. Gene Ontology annotation, molecular function: mRNA binding. Gene Ontology annotation, cellular component: P-body.
GUACUAAGCACAAAAUUCCUAUUUGUUGGUUUUUCUGUGAAGAUGGUUACAAACAACAACUUUUGAUUACCAAGAAUAUUUUGUUGGAUCUUCCUUGUGAGGGUAGGGCUUUGGGACUAGCAAUGUCUCUCAAACAAUAUCUCCUUUGACUGUGACCCACAGCUAGAUACAUAUUACAUCGUGACUCAGUAUGUCCCCUGCAUGCAUAAAGUGUGUGCACACACACAAACACAACAAAAAUUUACCCUUUCUACAUAUGAUGCACUCGGACAUCACUUCAUUGAAAGAAAAAAAAGUUGAUUGCAACUCACUAAAUUGACUGAUUGCUAAAACCUAUAGUUUGAAAAACAUUGGACUAGAAAAUGUUUAAGUUCCUCGUGAUUCCUGAGAUUCUGUAGUUAAUUCAGAGUGGAAAAUGUGUAAUUUUUCUGUUGUUCUCAGCCAGAGUAGCCAAGUUACUAGAAUUCUUAUAAAUUCAGAUCAGCCGGACAGGCCAUCCAAAUUGGUAGCUCAAAGUGGAUAUAAUAUCCAUAGUGAUAGUGUCAAUUUUAGCAAGGCAUUUAAGUCUUUUAUGAUGGCAUGAUGGGUGAGAUGGGGGAAUUUGCCAGAUUGUGGUAAAAGUAGAUGGAGUCAUGACAUUGAGUAUCUAUGUUUUGAGGGUUUGAUUUAUGGAUACAAGACCGCUGGGAUCUGAUGAUCUGAGUUGAGGCUCUGUCACUUUCUUUAUACACAGAAUGUCUUUAUAGUCUUAUCUGAAAGGUAUGCUUAGCAAAUAUGUGGCCUUGAUGAAGUAUCAUCUGGCUAAUCUCAAGAUUUGCCCAGUGCAACUUAAUGGAAUGGAAGGAUCUUAUAAAUGUGAGGAAUUCCACUUGGAGUCCAAAAAAUUCAGUUAUACCAGUUAAUGAUGGGAGAGAUGUGACCUAGGAGGGGCUCAUGUAUAAAAAGAUGUGGAAUCUCAGUCAUCUGAGUCAGUGGUAUGGUUAGCCUGUGAGAAGAACUGGUGUGACCUGAAGUAUUAGAUUGCAUUAGGAAAAUGUAAGAUCAAGGAAGGUUGUUGCAUCACUUGACCCCAGCACUGGUUGGCUCACACCAGGAAUUUUAGGCUUAGGUCUUAGUAUUCUACAAGAAUAAAUAAAGUGUGAGGUUAGACAUUAGAAGGAAUUGGAAUUUGUCAGCUUAUAAAAAGUAAUUUUUUUAUUGGUUGUCUGAGAUGGUGAAGUUGCUUUGGCAUGAGUGAUCCUUUUUCCCAUCAUCAUUUCAUACAUAUUCAAGGCAUUCAUAUUGACUGAACAAGACAGUCAAGGUUCCUUGCCUUCAUGGAGCUUACAGUCUAGUGGGGUGACACAACAUAAACAAAUAAGAUAAUUCAUAUGGGUGAUUUAUUCUGAGCUCAUACAGAAGUGGUCUCACAUCUGAAACAUGGCUACGGAUUGGCUAGGCAGUAUUGUGUCCAUCAACUGUGGAGAUAGCUUGGGUGUCUAUCAGGGAAGAGUGUCAGCAGUUGAUCAGGUCAGCCAGACCAUUUCUCUCACCCGGCCUUUCCACAAUGGAGUGAAGUGCCUUGUGCCGGAAGUCACCUUCAGGGCAGGUGACAUUAUGGAGUUAAAAAUCCUGGAGAUACCAGGUCCCGGAGAAAACCAACAUUUUGGAGACCUUCAUCAGACAGAAUUAGGCCCUUCUGGUAUUGGGUACCAAGUGGGUAUCAAUCAGAAUGGCACAGGCAGGUUGGUCAAGAAGCCAACCUCUUCCAGCAGUGCCCCUCAAAACAUCCCUAAGAGGACAGAUGUGAAGAGCCAGGAUGCUGCCAUUUCCCCGCAGCAGCAGCAGUGUUCCAAGAGCUAUGUGGACAGGCACGUGGAGCCUUUGAGUCAGUCCAAAAGUUUCCGUCGUCGGCACAACUCUUGGUCAUCUAGUAGCAGGCACCCAAAUCAGGCAACUCCAAAGAAAAGUGGUUUAAAGAAUGGCCAAAUGAAGAAUAAAGAUGACGAGUGCUUUGGGGAUGAUAUUGAAGAGAUCCCAGACACAGAUUUUGAUUUUGAAGGGAACCUAGCCCUAUUUGACAAGGCAGCUGUGUUUGAGGAGAUUGAUACAUAUGAGAGGAGAAGUGGUACCCGUUCCAGGGGUAUCCCAAAUGAAAGGCCUACUCGGUACCGCCAUGAUGAGAACAUCCUGGAGUCAGAGCCCAUAGUCUACCGUCGGAUUACAGUGCCCCACAAUGUGAGCAAGGAGUUCUGCACAGACUCUGGCUUGGUUGUCCCAAGUGUUUCCUAUGAGCUACAUAAAAAGCUGUUGUCUGUGGCUGAAAAGCAUGGGUUGACUCUGGAGCGGAGACUGGAGAUGACAGGCGUGUGCGCCAGUCAGAUGGCACUGACUCUACUUGGAGGACCCAACAGGUUGAAUCCCAAAAAUGUUCACCAGAGGCCUACAGUAGCUUUGCUAUGUGGGCCGCAUGUGAAGGGGGCUCAGGGUAUCAGCUGUGGAAGGCACUUAGCCAACCAUGAUGUCCAGGUGAUCCUCUUCCUGCCCAACUUUGUCAAGAUGCUCGAGUCCAUCACCAAUGAGUUGUCUCUCUUCAGCAAGACCCAAGGCCAACAAGUGUCUAGUCUCAAAGAUCUGCCCACUAGUCCCGUGGACCUGGUGAUCAACUGUCUGGAUUGUCCUGAGAAUGCCUUCUUGCGGGAUCAGCCCUGGUACAAGGCAGCUGUGGCUUGGGCCAACCAGAAUCGGGCACCAGUACUCAGCAUAGAUCCUCCAGUGCAUGAAGUCGAACAGGGCAUUGAUGCCAAGUGGUCACUGGCUCUGGGCCUGCCUCUCCCACUAGGAGAGCAUGCGGGACGCGUCUAUUUGUGCGACAUUGGCAUUCCCCAGCAGGUAUUCCAGGAGGUGGGGAUCAACUACCACUCACCCUUUGGCUGCAAGUUUGUAAUCCCACUACACUCUGCCUAGAGGGACUCUGGACAGGCUGGACCCAGUAGUCCCCUGCUGCUCCUGACAUUGAACUAGACAACGAAUGCCUUAAGAGGAUGUGAAGCUUCAUGGACCUUAUUGUUAAAAUUUUCUCUUUUGGGUUUGUUUCUUCUGUGAGAGGACAGAUCAUAUAUAUUUUUUCUUUUGAGAACAUGUAUUUAAAGCUGACCUGUCACCUGCCCUUCGCCAGGAAAGGCUUUCCCACUGGGUGUGUGAGUCAGGUGGCAGGCUGAGUGUGCAAUGGCUCCAGGCAUUUCUACACUCGGUCCCCUGCAUGGCCAGGUCGGGCUUUGUUUACAGACCAUAGGCAGCUUACAAACUGUGUUUCAGGUUUACAGCCACUGGGCCUGGGAGAACGUCUUGCAGGGUUGGGUAGGUCCUGUUUGGGGGCCUGUACUUCCUCUGUUUCAGAGCUGGUGGCUUUGUCUCCUCUCUGAUCGUGUACAGCUGACUGCACUGCAGCUAUCCACUAAAGGACAGAGUUACACUCCCCAUUCGUUUUGAGGGCUGUGAGGCCUCCCCUAAACCCCACCACAAGUAGAUUUGAGGGCUUUUUACCCUUUCUCCUUAGCUGAUUAAGUUUUAUGCUGGGAUUUUCCCCCAAGGGUCCUUCCUCCUUUCUAAACCACUCUGAGAGGCAAGGAAAAGGGUGGCAUCAUCGCAGGUAAUAUAAGGUUAUGUUACUGUAGAACCACAAUGCCCAUCUUGCCAGCAGUGCUCCCUAACCCCGUACCCUCCCUAGCUGUGGGGGGAGUGGAGGGUGAGCAUCUGCUUAGUCUGAGGCAAGGCCCCUGGUGCUGAGCCAGUAGAGGCUCCCUGGUGCUUCUGUCCUAGCUCAUUUGCCAGCAUAUACAGAGCCCUGUCCCCCACCCCCACCCCCGUAGCUAUCAUCCAAGAGCAGGGCACAUGUCCCUCCCUUGUUGGAACCCUUUUUGGUUGUCCAGUCUGAAUAGGCUUGGGACCAGAGCCUUAUCUCAGAGAUGCCAAAAUGAGGCCAGUUCUGAGUAAGCUACCUGAUGGGGCUCAGCCAUAGAAACACACUGUUGCUCAGAUCCUAAGGCACUAAGCCCCUACCAAGCAUAUCAAACUCACAACUGGCUUAAAUGCGGCAUGAGGCCCUAAGGCCUGCCGGCCUUGAGUUUGACGUUUGCCCUACCUUCGCAGGCCUAGGCCCUGGGGGCUGAUAGGAGCCAUGCCCUGGAGUUCCUGGCAGCAGUCCUUGCAAAAGACUUGUGCUUUAAUGCCUUUCUCAGGGCUUCAGACUGCCUUAUGUUUUGUGCCUACCCAGUCUGAUUAAAGGGGUGAGUGGGAAAGCUCACCAAGGAUCAUGGACACAGGUAGGCAGGCACUGGUUUCAGGCUGCUUAUCACUUUCCUAUAGGAGCAUAGCCAGGAACAAAUAAGGCAGGGCAGAGAGGGCUGGUCCCUCUUCCUCCCAUCCUUCCACAAAUGUUCAAUUGUUUCCAGCAGUGGGAGGACAGAUUGUCAGCCCCGUACUGUGCAUCUUCCCUUGGCCUCUGCUCACUCUCAGGACCAAGCAGCUCCCAAGAUUGGACCCUCAUUUUAGUCACAGGGCCACAAUCUGUGCUGGGUUACAGGCAUUUUAGUAAGCAAUCACUAAGCAGUUCUGGCUGCCUAUUACUGUGGUUAGGUCCCUUGACUGGGUACAGUGGGAAAUGAGCUAGGACAGCCCUGGCCCAAAAGAGCUUGCUCUGGUAAACUGCUGUGGCCUAGGGGGAAUGGCCUUGAGGGGCCACUGGGAAUUUAUGCUCAAGCCUUUUUUCUCCCCCGGUGGCACUGUGCCCUCAGCUGCGCAUUUCCCAGUCAGAGGCAUCCUGUCCACAGUGCCGUCCCCAAGGGGCCCCAAUCAGGUAGUCAAGAUUCAUUCAAGUAGUUCUUGGGGGACCAAAAACCAGCACUAAAAUAAAGCUGAAUGACACAG